This is a messenger RNA of Colletes gigas, 3211 nucleotides long. RefSeq names its product metabotropic glutamate receptor 8-like (gene Glurb). Gene Ontology annotation, biological process: G protein-coupled receptor signaling pathway. The transcript has 14 exons. Bases 235 to 2562 code for a protein of 775 amino acids. Gene Ontology annotation, molecular function: adenylate cyclase inhibiting G protein-coupled glutamate receptor activity. Gene Ontology annotation, cellular component: membrane. The record is from RefSeq and is a predicted model, not a curated record. NCBI's taxonomy places the organism in Eukaryota, Metazoa, Arthropoda, Insecta, Hymenoptera, Colletidae.
AUAAGCAAUAUAGACGACGCCGAGUAUCACUGCAAUGAAACUGCAGUGCGAAAAGUUAUCAGCGGAGUCGUCGGGGCAGCAAGCUCGGUCACAUCUAUCCAAGUGGCCAACCUUCUCAGACUUUUCCGAAUACCGCAGGUCUCAUACUUCUCGACGAGCCCGGAACUCUCCAACAAGCAGCGUUUCGAAUAUUUCUCGCGCACUAUACCCAGCGACCUUCACCAAGUGAAAGCAAUGGUAGACAUCGUGCUAACAAUGGGCUGGAACUACGUGUCCAUCAUAUACGAAGAAAGCAAUUACGGAGUAAGGGCGUUCGAGGAACUGGAAGAUCUGUUGGGGAAGUACAACAUAUGUAUCGCUGUAAAGGAGAGACUGGUGAAAGAUUCUGGGGUGGCGAAGGAAACGGCGUACGACCACAUCGUUUUGAAGCUUCUAACGAAACCGAGAGCAAGAGGAUGCAUCAUAUACGGCUCGGAUCAAGAAGUUGCCGGAGUUAUGAGAGCAGUUAGACGUUGCAAUGCUACCGGUGCGUUUUCGUGGAUCGGCAGCGACGGAUGGAGUGCCAGGGGAUUGGUUAGCAAUGGUAACGAGGCGGAAGUCGAGGGUACUCUAUCGGUUCAACCUCAAGCCAAUCCCGUCGAUGGUUUCAAAGAGUACUUCCUGAAUCUGACCGUCGAGAACAACCGAAGGAAUCCAUGGUUUGUUGAAUUUUGGGAAGAUCACUUCCAGUGUCGAUAUCCGAACGCGUCGGAGACCCCGCACAAUCGUCGAUACACGAAACCAUGCACGACGAAAGAGCGACUGACAUCGCAGAACACGGCGUUCGAGGAUCAACUGCAGUUCGUCUCCGACGCAGUCAUGGCUUUCGCGUAUGCUUUCCGAAACAUGCACAGGGACUUGUGUCACGAUAAAUCCGGACUCUGCGACAGCAUGAAACCGACCAAGGGAACGGAACUUCUGAAAGCUCUCCGAGCUGUGGAGUUCAAAGGUUUGAGCGGAGACAAAUUCAAGUUCGACUCGAACGGAGACGGGCCCGCCAGAUAUAAUAUUAUCCAUUUCAAGCAAACCGAGCCCGGCAAGUACAAGUGGAUCCGCGUGGGUAAAUACCUCGAGGGCGAGCUACGGCUGAACAUGUCCGAAAUCCAAUUUAAAAAUCGUCAGCGGCCUGAAAGCGUCUGCUCCCUGCCCUGCGAAGUCGGCCAGGCAAAGAAGUACGUGGAAGGCGAGAGAUGCUGUUGGCACUGCUUCAACUGUACCCAAUAUCAGAUACGGCAUCCCAAAGACGAGACACAAUGUAUUUCCUGUCGACAAGGUACCGUGCCAGACGAGACGCAUUCUACUUGCCGGGAAAUCCCUGAGGAAUUCCUGCGACCCGAAAGCGGGUGGGCAAUAGGGGCAAUGUCUUUCUCCGCCACAGGGAUGCUGAUAACGUUUUUCGUCUGCGGCGUAUUUCUAAAGCACAACGAUACGCCGGUGGUCCGAGCAUCCGGUCGCGAACUAUCCUACGUUCUACUCUCGGGGAUUCUACUCUGUUAUCUCGUUACGUUUGCCCUCGUGCUGAGACCGACAGACAUCGUUUGCGGUAUCCAAAGAUUCGCUGCUGGUUUCUGCUUCACCGUCGUCUACGCCGCCUUAUUAACGAAGACAAAUCGAAUAUCGAGGAUCUUCAACGCCGGCAAACACGGCGCCAAGAGACCAUCUUUCAUAUCCCCACGAUCGCAGCUGAUCAUCUGUUCUGGCCUGGUGUUCGUGCAAAUCUUAAUUAAUGGAGUUUGGAUGAUAAUCGACCCGGCAGAGGCGAUGCAUCACUACCCAACGAGGGAAGACAAUUUACUUGUUUGUAACAGUUACGUCGACGCCAGUUACAUGAUCGCGUUCGCCUAUCCCAUCAUGCUGAUCGUCGUUUGCACCGUUUACGCGGUCCUCACCAGAAAAAUCCCGGAAGCCUUCAACGAGAGCAAACACAUCGGUUUCACAAUGUACACUACGUGUGUGAUAUGGUUGGCCUUCGUUCCGUUAUAUUUCGGCACAGGCAAUAACGUCGCUCUAAGAAUCACUUCGAUGUCGGUGACCAUAAGUAUUUCCGCAUCUGUGACUAUAGCCUGUCUCUUCAGUCCAAAGCUAUACAUCAUUUUGAUCCGACCCGAGAGGAACGUGCGUCAAAGCAUGAUGCCAGCCAAAUACAACACAACGAAAAGCUCGGCUGUAACAGGCACAAAUGCCUCGAGCAUGAUCGCGCCUUUAACACUAACUGCGGCUACGUGCGAUCAAAAUAAAACUGUUAAAAAACACAUUAUCAGCACCAUGGACUGUUCGACGCAAAGCGAAUAUUACGAGUUAGAAGUGAAGGAUCACAAAAAGGUGAAACCACCACCGACGUUCGUUUCACGAUCGACUCAAACUUCCAACCCCGAUAUGGACUCGAAUGCCAUCGUGGCGAGCAAAGAUCCGAAGGAGAACAAUACGACAACGACAAAAGAGAAUACCACGACAACGAAACAAUUAAAUAACAAUGCUAGGAUAGGAAACGGACCAGUCAAUCAAACUGAUGUUUCCUUAUAGCAGAAAGCUUCCAUAGAGUCUGCCAUUUUGUCCGCGAAUUUAAAACCAAUUUCGAAAAAGCCCGUAGUAGUUUAAAGAGACCGUAAGAAUAAAUACCUUUCGAUAUUUUGUAAAUACGACUGAACAUCGAGGUAUCGAUUUAAAUAAAAAAAAAAAUAACUGUAUGUUAAUUGUCCUUAAACCUGCACUACGAACGAUGAUAAAAAGCUCAAACGAGAAAGUGUGCGGCAAGAAUUAUUGCAAAUCGUACUAUCGUGUGUCGCGUAUAUCGUGUAUUUAGAUAAAAUUGUCUCGUGUACGUAUGGUGCAUCGAUAAUAAAAUUUAAUUAUCGAAAAUUCGAUCCAAAGGUUGUCAAACGUAUCGAAGGAAUAUUAAACGAUAAAUUGGGAAAUAUUUCACGGUUCGCGAGAAUAAAUACACGAGACCAUAACAACCCUAAAUAUACAAAGUUGCACUGUAUGUUAAGCAGACGCAUAAUCAUCGAUUAUGUAAUUAAUUUUUAAGCCGCGUUUUAAGAAUUGCUCUGGUUUUCUCUGUGAUCAUAGCAUACUUCAUGUAGCAAUCACGGCAUAAAAAGUGCGUAAAUCUCUUUUGUACAUACACAACCAUUUUCAUUGUGCACAUUAACGCAAGUCAUUUAUAAUUAAU